Uranotaenia lowii is the source of this 5270-nucleotide messenger RNA. RefSeq lists its product as uncharacterized. Gene Ontology annotation, cellular component: cytosol. Lineage: Eukaryota; Metazoa; Arthropoda; Insecta; Diptera; Culicidae. Gene Ontology annotation, biological process: tRNA methylation. Bases 260 to 3907 code for a protein of 1215 amino acids. The transcript is spliced from 3 exons. The record is from RefSeq and is a predicted model, not a curated record.
CUCUCUCUCACAGCAAGCUCUAGCUAGGCAGACAUUCUUUUCGCUUAUAACUCAAAAUAGGAAAUUGUGUUUCGUUGCCUUAUUUUAAAUUCGAAAAUUUUCAUUGAAAAUGUGCGAGUUUCUUUGAUCACUGGACGCGCUGGUCAAGGACGGUUCACUCGGAGUCGGAAAAUAGUAAGCACCAUAGGAGGGCUGGGUUGAGUAAGACGGUGUUUGCGUACACAUUUUUGGCUACUGUUCCCCGUUACUCCGGUUCGCAAUGGCUAGCGCUUACGAGAUUCGUAGGGCGGAUUGGCUGGACCGAUUGGACCGGGCAAGCGGUGUCGAUGCUGUUCAACUCAUUUGUAAGGAUAUAUGCAAUGCUGUUGAUCGUAAAUUUAGCGACAAGGAUGAUGAGCUGGUGGAAUACUCACCGGGAUCACCGGAGUGGGGUACCCGAUUCUAUCUCAACUAUGAAAUUCUCGUUCGGUUGAAGGAACUAAUGAAUAGUCCCAAGACAACCUUUGCGCAGCAGAAAAUCAUCUCCAAGACGCUAUUCAGAAUAUACGCGCACAAUUAUCGCAGCUGUCGGAUGGUUUUCCCGAUGAGUGGCAUAAUGCCCAGUGGUAAAGCUGCAUCUGUGGAAACGGUGGCCAUCUAUGGCAUGGUGUUCUCCAGCUUUUUGACCCUACCGGGACUCGAAGAUCUAACACCGGUGGUCUCUAGAAACUUUGAGCUCUUCCAGGCAAUGGGUUGCUAUGCGAGGCAUUUCAACACCUUAUCGGAAAAUUUGCUGACCAUGCAGAAAAUGGAUCGAUACAGUAAAUUUUUCAAUGAGAGAUUGGAGAAAAUCUGGCACAUCGUGUUGCUGAAUUUGGAAUCGCCGUACAAAGGGGUACGAGAUUGUAUGAUAAGCAUUCUGAAAAGCGUUCUUCUUGAGGACAAAUUUGUUCGGUCGACUAUGCUGCCAGCGGUUCUUCGCUGGAGUUGGCUAAACCGGAACAAAUUUCACGUUCUUCUGGUGCUUUUAGGGCGGUACAAGUUAAGCACCCUGGAAGAAUAUGCCGGCGAAGAGAUCGGAUUAUACGCGAUGCUUGAGAUGUCACUACACUACAAACAUUUGUAUUCGGGCAGUCAGGGCAUUGUUCGUGUCCUACAGAAACAGCAAGAUGAUAACAUUUUCGAACUGCAAGUCCGGAUUCUCAAACGAGGAAGCAUUUAUCUCGUUAGAAGCAUGAUCAAACAAUGGUUUUCAAAUUUGACACCAUCUGAUUUUAGAAAACUGUUCCAAUUGAUGCAAUUAGAUCAGUUGAAAAUAGGAGAAAAUCGAAAGUUAAUGCCUUACUACCUUAAGGAAAACAACUAUAUCAAAUUCUUCCAGUAUAUGAAUUUAUUCAAAAAAGAGUUUCAAUCUUGUAAGGAUCUGAACGUUCUCCUUGUGCUGAUGCUGCAAAUAAGUACCGAAGUUGAUCUGGAUCAUCUUUCGAUCACACUGAUGGUAGAAACCUUGGUUCAUCAUAUCGUAACGCCCAAUGCUCAUAUUCAUCCUUCGACUAGCGUAUUUUACAUCUUCAAACUUAAGGAAUACAUACUGCAACAAGUUGGGGUUCCUUCGGUACACGUUUGCAACACAUUUGUGACCCAGUGUACCAAACUACUGCACUACAUUGCAUCGCUCCCGGUUGAACGUUACGCAGCCAACGAAGAUGCCUAUGGUCUCGUGUCAGAGCUCAUGGGAUCAACCCUGUUCUAUCAACAUUUGCACAAACAAGCAACGAGCAACUACCACGCCGUUAUCACCAGCCUCCGAUUCUUCCAAGCAUUCGCUUCGCUCUUCUUGGAGUUUACGCCCAAGUCACCCUACCGACUGCAGGAGAAAGCCACCGCUAACACUAUCAGUCACUUGCUUCCCAUGGAAGCGGACACCUUCUACGAUAUGAUCUAUGCUGUCGAGCAUCUGCUCACAUCUGAGUACGAGGAUGUUAGAGCCAUCGCUCUUAAAAUGCUGUACAAUAAGAGCUUUGCCUUCCAUCAUGGACCUGCCCUGCAAGGGAAGCUCUCACUGAUCUACUCGUAUAGAACCCCUGGUGCGGUGCUGGAAGCCAUGACCAGUUUUUACGAUGAAUCUCACGUUGCUCUCACCAUAUCGCUGCGGGACCACGAGCGGGAUCUGUUUGCGAUGAUGAAAACCGACAACCAGCUGUAUCAGCAGCUCGAUGGCAUUAACGAGGCUUUCUUCGGUUACGAAGAAUCGCGCAAUCUCAACACCCUGGAGAACAUUCGAGCCUUUCCGUCGAUGCUCCGACUGGUGAAUCGGGUGAUAGAGUUUGUUCUACGUUCGCUGAAUUGCGCCAAAACGGACGAGGAACGUCAGCAGGUUGGGUCGAGUUUUGAAAUCAUGGACAACAGUUUGCAGUUGCUGUUGGAUCGCUCAUCGCAACGUUCGACCAAUCUAGCAUCGGACAAGAAAACCAUGAUGAAGGCAUUGUGGAAGGCACUUCGAUCGGCAGCUAGUUUCCUGGAGAAUUACGCUCUUUGGCUGCUGGAUAAAUAUCGACUUCGGUUGGAUGUGCUUCCACAAUUGUCGCUUUGCAUGAGAGCUUUUGUUCUUAUCAUGAUCAACUGUUGUCAUCGCGGUGCAGUCGAGGGGACAGCAUUUUCGUUUGGAAAGGUGAUACGACGAGUGGCAGUUUUGAAGGAGAAGCUGGUUGUGAGGAAUGAUCACCGGAAUCGUCAGGCGCGUCUCAUAGUGGAUAUGGUAGAAAAAGUAUUUCGAACGGUAAUAAAUUUGCCUUUGCAGGGUGAUGAGUUUCGACGUUGUCGAGGCUACCUGUGGAUGAUUCAUAGCUAUAUCAAGAAUGAUUCUCAUAAAAAUUCUGAACGAGCCUAUCUGAAAGUCUACAUCGAAGAGCACAAGCUGCCACUAUUCAAUCAAACCAUAACUCCGGAUUCGUUUUUAAGAAUAUCAGUCCUCCAGUUACAUCAACUCAAUAUGAUGGUACACGAGGCAAGUAUGAACGAAACGAUGCUGGAGUUUAUUGACGAUCUUAUGAUCAUCGCCCUAGAACGCUUCAAAUCACCUGAAUGGCCCGUGAGAAAUGCAGCGUUGCAGUUGUACUCUUCCAUUGUGACCAAAUUGGUUGGGCAGCGUCAGCAAUGUUCGGAUCCGGAUAACGAUUGGCCACCGGUGUAUGUUUCCUUCAACGAGUUGUUGUACAAACUGAUCAAAUCGAACAAAUACAUAUUGAAGGAGCUACGAACGAGUGACCCCGUUUCAACGCCAUUCCUCAUUCUUGUACUGGAGUUUCUUUCCAAAGUGGAAUACCGUGCAUAUCACGUACCCGGCCAAAAGUCGCUACUCAUCGAUUAUCGAAUUUUACUGUGGCGCUAUUUGAAGCACGACAACGAUCAGGUUCGCACGCUGGCCGGCGUCUGUUUUGCGCAGCUACAUGACUUUUAUGAAGAAAUCCCCAGAAUGAUGGAAAAUAUGAUUAUUUGUUUGUUUACCAGCCGAGGCAAUGAAAAUUUCCGGCACGGUAUCUGCAAAGCGAUCCAUUUCAUGGUUCGAAAGUACAUCACAAAUGCUCGUUACAUGAGUGGUGGCUUCAACAAGCCCGACUAUCUGGCAUCGGUUCGAGAAAUGAUUUGUCAAUACUAUUUACUAGAUACGGAUAAGAUGGCCAGUUACCGGAUGCGUUGUAGUUUGCUCGAUUUGCUGCUGUAUUUGGGCUUCGAAAAGAUGCAUCCGGCUGUGGUGGAGCUUGUGUUCAACAAACUCGCCGUCAACAACUAUGGACUGAACGUGUUCCUCAUGAGGACCAAUGCGCUGUACAAUGGCAGUGUAAGCGGAACCACAUCAUCGUCCAUGGAUUACGAAGUGGUCAUCGAGGGAGACGAAAAAGACGAUGACAUCAUUGACGAUGACUAGCGUUUAAGGAAAGUUAAGUUAAAGCCCUUAUUAUAGUUUUCUUUGGUGAUUGGUGGAAGAGAUUAAAGUUCAGCGUACUAUCGUUACGUACAAAAAUUGUAAUCGAUUAGGUUUUCAUAGAAUAUUUUUAACACUAACCACAUCUUGUGAUGGUUUUAGACAGAAAAAAACGUUACUAGAAAGUUUUAUCAACAAUGUAGUUAUACCAGUUAUGAUGUAGUGAAGAAUACAUUCCAGUUCCAGCAAUUGAAAGUUUUUCAAAUUACCUACACCAUUUUCGACGUUUUUAUUUCCAAGAUCGAACCGCAAAAUAUUGGGAUAUAAAUAACACAGAAGCGAAAAUUCGUAUGUUACGAAGAUGUCAGUUCUGUUACGAUACCAAAAGAUGUUUCCGGUGACCAUUUAUGGAAUACUGAAAACAUCAAAUAAUUCUUUUUCUAUAAUAAAGACAUUAAAAAAAAAAUUCUUUGAAUGAAAAUUAAAACUCAAAAAGUAGUGCAAUAAUCAAUAUACACAAAUUGCAGCACAUUGUAUAGUUCAAUCAUCAUUAUUAAUAAUAAAAAUUUUACAUAAACUUUGUACCAAUUAAUUAAAGUUGGAAAGAAUUCAAUGGGGCUGUUUUUUUUCUCUCACUAGAGAUAAAACUAACAAAUAAAUUUGAAAUUCAACUUAGGAAUUGGGAUGUUUAUUAACUAACGGACGCAAUAUUCGCUUUAUUGUUUGAUUACCUUUUUGGAACCUUUUUCAAACAAAUUCAUAGAGGUUGGAACAUCUGCAAAAAAAAAAAAAUAAUUUCACAUAAAUCUCCGGCUUUCUGAGUCGAGAUGCAAACCUCCCAUAGCUCAAGUUCGUUUGCUUCGAGUGUCCCGGUUAGAUAUUAGAUUGAAAAUGUGUGAAUAAAAGAGUUUCUUCUGAAAGUGUAAUAAUAAAAUGGGAUGUUGGUAUAAAUGGAUAAUUUCUCUAUACAUUUCGUGCCAAAGAAAAGGCAAAGACUUUAUUUUUUAUAGCUGUAUUUUAUAACUUUUUUUAUACGUGUUUGUUUCUUCAAAUUAAAUAAUCAUUUUCGGUUUGACUGACACCAAAAUGUGGACUGCCCGCUCUUCAGUUUUUUGUAUAGGUAUCUAUAAAUUUGAUUUAGGUAUUUCGGCUUCUCAAAAAAUAACCUGUGUGUUUAGUAUAUAAGGAUUGGGAUCAUUUCCUGUCGCUGUAAGAACGGGAUGAGUGUAUGUGAAUGAUUUAUGUUUUUGGGGUUGCACCGGACUUCCAAGUAUGUUCGCUUUAGCUGGUCAGUCUUUACUUUGUAAGGGUUUCAAUGGAGGUGUAGAAAUGUGAAAGUUAUUUGAAUCAAAAUUGGACUUGAUGU